This is a messenger RNA of Trichomonas vaginalis G3, 261 nucleotides long. Its product is annotated as protein of unknown function, DUF4108 family. The record is from RefSeq and is a predicted model, not a curated record. NCBI's taxonomy places the organism in Eukaryota, Parabasalia, Trichomonadida, Trichomonadidae. The transcript has a single exon. The annotation marks the transcript as partial.
AUGACGAAAUAUAUUUCAGUCAACAAGUACAUGACAGAAGUCAAAGAAGAACUAGACCCAUUCGCUUAUUUGAAUGUUUACUUCUACCAUUUUGAAAAGUCUACAUUUGACAAAGUUUGGAACAUCGAACCAGUUAAGUUUGCUAUUGUGACUAAAAAUGGUGCGAAAUUUGAAGACUUAGACAUAGAAGGUUUGUUAGCAGUCAAAGAAAAUUUUGACAGAAGGUUUUCAAACCUUAAAGAAGGCAAAGCAUACAAACUU